CUCUACCAAAGACAAAAGAUAAAACUGGUACAAGGUUCAAACAUCUGUCGAUCCAAGCAGCCAACGACAUCUCAUCUCUGAACCCCAAACACAGAAGACUGAGGUGGCCUGGGGAAACAAAUUCUGAACCGACUGGACGCUGCCAUCGGCAGUCCUUGAGCGAUAGGCGCCCAAACUCGCACAAAGAUUGGCCUUGAAGUAGAAGCAUGGGUGGCACCGACCAUGGGGUUGCUAUUAGGCAUAGGAUCCAUGUCCGAGACACCACAUAGGACCAGCAGACGGUGAGCUUCUGCAACCCCCUUUAACACUGCAGCUGCACUAUCUCACAUAGAGAUCAGUGAGCCACUCAGUCGUCAUUUACUUGCAAUCUUUCAUUACAGCCUGCAGCUCCUUACUUCAACUGACGCAACGCAACUUGCUUCUCUAAAGGUGGCUUCUCAUCUGGUAACCCAAUCCUCGGCAAUUUCAUCCGCACCUCUAUCCGUGUUUUCACGCUGAAUCUAUCAACCCCAUUCGCCUGUUCAGUCCAAGGCCGGGUUUACUUUCGAUGUUGAGAAGCUCAGAGACUCUGGUAUAAAGCAGGAAACGCCUGGUGCAUCGGCAAAGCUUAUUGGUGAGCUUCAUUUGUUUGUCUCUUGUUAGCCCCUGACUUGAGCCGCAAGCGCGACAAGAUGGCAAAUAGCUCUACUUAACCUGAGACUAUCUUGUUCUCAACCCACCGGUUGCCAUUUACUGCAGUAGCUGGCGUUUGCUGCCAGGUCAUGGCAAGAUGAACAAAAAGAAAGAGUGCUGAUUGGCAUCAAGUUGUUGGCAUACUGGUAUGUGACAAUAUGCCCUUAUUUGGAAGUAACAUGUUACUUGCAAAUUCAGCCAACUUUGCUUUUGUUUGAUUCUAGAAUUGGCCAACUUCCAAUCGUCGGUUUUAUUUGUCCUCCACUCACUUUACAGGGGGCCCAGAUAACUCGACAGGCAACAGUGGGAAGUCCAACGAUGGGAGGUAGAACAAACAGAGUGUAGCUGGCAAUUUGGCGAGAAUUGUAACACGCCGAUGAGAUAGAGUAGCACGGGACUAGGUAUUGAAGUUUGGAAAAAAGAAAGAGGUUGUCGUCGGGUCACGUGCUCUGUGCCACAACUCAAUUACAGCCACAGAUACAGAGUACAGCCUCCUCCAAAAGCGGGUUAUAGCUCUGCAGCGAAGCGCGGCUACCUCACCUCACAGAUCGCGAUUUCUUCAGUCGCGGAAUUGAAGUGCAGCCGUCGCUUGUUCUCGAAUACCAUAAUUUUACAGCCAUUUACAAAAUAGUUCAACGUAGACUAGCACACGUUAGUCAGAGCAUCAAAAAUGCCCCCUGCUCUUAGUGACGAGGAAUCCUCCGACGUUGGGGAGUUCACCACACCUCCUCGCGCGAGCAGCCGCAAGAAGUCCACCUCGGCUGCUGCGGUCGAUGAGCUCGACGAUAUGAAAGCGGGACCGGCUUCCGACGAGGAGGAAGGCGACGAAGAUGAAGACUUGGAUGAGGAUGAGUUUGUUGUGGAAGCCAUCAAAAAGCACAUGGUCUACGACGACGGAAGUCUACAAUUCCAAGUCAAGUGGGAAGGCUACGAGGCCAAGAAAGACUUAACGUGGGAGCCUGAGGAGAAUCUUAGAGAGUCUGCCCAGGAGAUCCUCGACGCCUACUUCGAAAAAUUCGGCGGACGCGAGAAACUAUUUGAAGAGCAUGAGACAGCAUCAAAAACGAAGAAGCGCCGCCGCGCCACCACCAAUGGUACACCCAGCACAACGUCUACAACGAAGCGAUCACGACGUGAGCACCCGGCCAACUCUGCAACUCCGGCGACAGCGAAGAGUUGGAGUCCUCCAGCAGGGUCCUGGGAGGAGGAGAUCGAGACCAUUGAUGCAUGCGAGGAUGAAGGCAGUGGCAAGUUGAUCGUUUAUCUUAUUUGGAAGAACGGCCGCAAGACCAAGCACGACACCGACGUUAUUUACAAGAAAUGCCCACAAAAGAUGCUCCGCUUCUACGAGCGCCAUGUCAAGAUCAUUAGAGAUGAGAACAAGGCUCUUGUCGAUGGUGCCGAGACCUAGCGAGACUUGAACAAGAAGGACGGGGGAAUUGGGGCGAGACGCAGCCAUAUAAGGUAUCGAUUUUUUACGGAUCCUCGACGUGGCUGUGGAUGGAACGGCGUUAUGGGCGAUAGCCAUUAAGUCGCGGAUGGGCUUCUAUUUUUUGAUAUGUGACUUUUCAUGCGUCUUGACACGGAAUGGGAACGGAAUACUGGUAUUCAGACAAGGCUUCACAACAUAUCACAUCAUGGAGAAACACGGCGCACGGAGCAUGUGUAUUUGAAGCGUGUAUUUUUAUUAGAGAACGUGUUGGUUACGCAAUUUAGUCACAACGGAUUAAUUGCAAGCAUUGUGCAGGCAUUCAUUCAUCUGAAGAUGUCAGACUCGUGCCUUGCAUUCCGUGGAAGUGCGGCACAUCAGGCAGUGUCACUUCAUGAUCCUUGGCCU
Fusarium verticillioides 7600 is the source of this 2509-nucleotide messenger RNA. RefSeq lists its product as hypothetical. The record is from RefSeq and is a predicted model, not a curated record. Gene Ontology annotation, molecular function: chromatin binding. The coding region runs from base 1343 to 2083 and encodes 246 amino acids. NCBI's taxonomy places the organism in Eukaryota, Fungi, Ascomycota, Sordariomycetes, Hypocreales, Nectriaceae. The transcript is spliced from 7 exons. Gene Ontology annotation, biological process: negative regulation of transcription by RNA polymerase II; chromatin organization. Gene Ontology annotation, cellular component: nucleus; pericentric heterochromatin.